UCAAUAUUGUUUGAUCACACAAACUUGUAUAUACAUAGACCCUUUUUACGAUGGAAAAUAGAAGAAAAAUGUACUACUCGUUUAAAGCGCAAGAAAUGGAAGACGCGACCGACGGAUUCUCUCCGUCGCGGCUGAUCGGAAAAGGCAGCCACGGCAGCGUAUACAGCGGCGUCCUGAAAGACGGCCGCGUCGUCGCCGUGAAGAAGCAAUCCGUCGACGACUCCAAGCUCCGCAACGAAGCCCUCAUUCUGUCCACCAUCACUCCCAAUCCAUGCACCAUCACCUUCCUCGGCGCCACCCCCUCCAACAACAUCAUCGUCACCGACUUCAUGCCCAACGGCACCCUCCACCACCUCCUCCACCUCUCCCCCUCCCCUCCGCCCUGGCCGAGGCGCCUCGCCAUCGCCCUCCAGCUCGCCGCCGCCCUCCGCCACCUCCACGACUCAAACCCUAGCAUCGUCCACCGCGACGUCAAAUCGGCCAACAUAUUACUCGACGCCACGUGGAACGCCAGGCUGGCCGAUUUCGGCCUCGCGGCGAGAUUGUGCGAUGACGUGGACACCAAGCUCCCCGCGGGGACCAUCGGGUACAUUGACCCUAGCUACACCGCCCCAGGGAUGCUCACCGCCAAAAUCGACGUCUUCAGCUACGGCGUCGUUUUGUUGGAGCUCGUCUCCGCGAGGAGAGUCAUUGACUUGACCCAAUCCCCGGCCUCCAUUGUGGAUUGGGCGCUCCCCCUGAUCCAGCAGGGCCGGGGAUUGGAGAUUUGUGACAAGAGGAUUCGGUCUUCGAUGUACACGAGACGUGCGAUAACGAACCUCUUAGGGGUGGCAGCGCGAUGCGUGUCGCCCGAGGAGAGUAGUCGGCCCUCCAUGAGUGAGGUCGUAUCGAGUUUGCAAAUGACUCGUCCGUGGACGAUGGAUUAUGUGCGAGAAAUGGUCCGAUCGAUGAUGAGAAGACAAAAAUCUAGGGUUAGUGGGGCGAUAGUGACUACUAGUGGCGGUGGUGGUGGUGGAAACAAUAAUUUCUCAAAAGGGAGAUUGCUAGUUAGGGAAAUCUUGGCUGAUAUUACAUUGAAAUGACAGCUUGGCUUAACCCAAUUUAGCUACUGUUUGGAUGAAUUUAUAUUAAUUACUACUCACUCCGUCCCGCUUAAGAUGACACGUUUUCCUUUUUAGUUUGUCCCAACUAAGAUGGCACAUUUCUUUUUUUGGUAA
Messenger RNA from Salvia hispanica, 1217 nucleotides. Its product is annotated as serine/threonine-protein kinase-like protein At5g23170. The record is from RefSeq and is a predicted model, not a curated record. Gene Ontology annotation, molecular function: ATP binding; protein kinase activity. Gene Ontology annotation, biological process: protein phosphorylation. Lineage: Eukaryota; Viridiplantae; Streptophyta; Magnoliopsida; Lamiales; Lamiaceae.